This is a messenger RNA of Galleria mellonella (greater wax moth), 2576 nucleotides long. Its product is annotated as succinate--hydroxymethylglutarate CoA-transferase. Bases 28 to 1665 code for a protein of 545 amino acids. Gene Ontology annotation, molecular function: protein serine/threonine phosphatase inhibitor activity; catalytic activity. The record is from RefSeq and is a predicted model, not a curated record. NCBI's taxonomy places the organism in Eukaryota, Metazoa, Arthropoda, Insecta, Lepidoptera, Pyralidae. The transcript has 7 exons.
AAAUGUUUUAUUUAAUUGUAACGCGCGAUGGCAACAGUCGGUACAUUGUUUCGGAUUAUUUUAAAGCCUCAACCAUGGUCGUUGAGGUGCGAUUAUUCUACGAAGGUACCGGCUCUAUUGACCGGCAUCAAUGUUUUGGACCUGUCACGGGUGAUAGCUGGACCUUUUUGCACUUUGACCCUGGGUGACCUGGGUGCUAACAUUAUCAAAAUUGAGAGCCUGGAAGGUGAUGAAGCUAGGAAAUGGGGUCCUCCAUUCAUAAAAGACUCUACGGAUUCAUAUUACUUUUUAUCGGUAAACAGAAAUAAAAAGAGUGUUUGUGUGGAUUUAAAGACUCGGGAAGGUAAGAAUAUUAUAUAUGAUUUGGCUAAGAAAUGUGAUGUGGUGGUUGAGAACUAUCUACCAGGGAAGCUGGACCAGCUCGAAGUCGGCUAUGAGAAAUUGAAACACGUCAAUCCUAAGCUGAUAUACUGUGCCAUUACUGGUUUCGGGCCCACGGGACCGUACGCCAAGAAGCCUGGCUAUGACGUAAUAGCAUCAGCGAUGGGCGGUCUCUUAAACGCGACAGGCGAACGAAAUGGCAACCCCGUCAAACCAGGAGUCGCCAUCACGGACGUGACCACGGGCCUCCACGCCUUCGGGGCUAUUAUGACCGCUCUGUACUACCGUCAAGUGACUGGCAGAGGCCAGAAAAUAGACUGCAACCUACUGUCCACGCAGAUAUCCAGCAUGAUCAACAUCGCCAAUAUAUAUUUGAACUGCGGCAUCGACAGCCAGAGGUGGGGCACCGCGCACGCGAACCUAGUACCCUACCAAGCCUUCAAGACGAAAGACGGAGACAUUGUAAUAGGAACAGGUUCGAACGCCCAAUUCGCUGACUUCUGCAAGCGGAUCGAAAGAGAAGAAUUGAUAAACGAUGCCCGAUUCAAGGAUAAUAAAGCGCGCGUUGAGAAUCGUGAAGCUGUUAUAGAGAUCAUAAGCAACGUCAUAAAAACAAAGACACGAAAGGAGUGGUCAGAGAUAUUCAGUGAUGCGUCCUUCCCAAACGGUCCAGUCAACACGAUGAGAGACGUCUUCGAAGAUGUGCACGUGAGAGCAAUAGGACUCGUGAAGGAGUUGCCACACCCCAAAGCUGGCACCAUAAAGGUGGUGGGGGCCCCGACAGUUUACAGCGAAGGUGGCAACUUUCCCAGAACAGCGCCCCCCACUUUGGGACAGCACACCAGGGAGAUACUGGCCGAUUUCUUAGGAUAUAACGAGUGUGACGUGGACAGCUUGUUUGCUAAGAAAGUAGUCCCAUUUAAAAUUCUUUUUGUAUUUUUAAAGGAGUCCGUGGAGCCUGUGGCGGUGAUAACCCUGCGACCUACGCGUGCGCAGGCCCGCAAGAAGGUCGUCUGGACGGAGGACACGGUCGACAACGAGAACAUGAACAAGAAGAAGUCCAAAUGCUGUUGUAUAUACGAAAAGCCGCGAAGGUUCGGCGAGUCUGACUCGGAGUCGAGCGACGACGAGUGCGAACACUGCUUCGGGCAUGUGGAGCGACGCAAACAGAAGCAGCAAGAAAGCACGUCCACGGAUGUACAGGAUGCAGCAUCGCCCGAGCCGUCAGCGUCCAUCACGUUGCGGGCAGGGGAGCCCCCAGACAAGCUGUCGCCGCCCAGCUAAGUCCAACUAGUAAUGUGCUCGAGCACGAAUUUGGGACACGAAUGCCCUCAAAUUAGUAUUUACUAAAAUAUUAAAAUCACUAUUCCUUGUAAUUGUUGUUCCAUCGUGGAUGAAGAGAUGUUUUUAUAUUUAAGACGGUCGCUAACUGAUUAGCUUAGUAAAUAUACAUUAACGGUUUUAAAACUUGAAUUUUAAAUAAUUGAAUGUGGAAUAGUCACAAAAAUAUUUACAUUUCGAAAGUCUGAUAAUUUUCGAAUGUUUGACAGUUCCUGGUCGCCAUAUUUAUUUUAUAUGUACUGUCAUUACGACUGUCAUGUCAAAUGCAAUGACACACCAUUUAUAGAAAACUAUAGAGUCGAGCAAUAAUUAUUAAAAAAAAAAACUUAUAAAGGUCCGGACAUAUUGCUCCAAAGGUCUGGUUAUCUAUCUACACCUUCGUUUUGCAGUUGAUGCCACAAUAUGUUUACUAAAUAUUUUCCAUUUUUUACUAAAUUCACCAACUUUGAGGGCCGUACGUAAAUUACAGGUGGUCACAUUUGGGUUGUCAAUACCACCUUCGCAUGUGUGACAUGAUAUAUUUUGCAAGUAAAUGAUAAUUUAAUCUAAAUUCCAUGAACUUAUGUGACAUCAUGAAGCUUGUAACUCAUCUUUUCUCCGUGUCAUCAUCAUUAUCAUCACAACUUUUUACCCUAAAACCAAUUAUUUUGUGUUGGCACGGCAUGAUUUUAUCAAAUGAAUAUUGGAGAAAUUGGCUUUGAGUAUGAUAGAUUCUUUACCAUGUGACGUAAUUUAUGAACGGCCAUCUUCCCACCAACAAUUCUAGUAACAAAGUAAUAUUGAUGGACAAAACAGUAUUGACUUAAUAUUGAGUUCUCUUGUAUAGUGUAAUCUUAGAUUAUAGAUAGAGCAUC